Molecule: messenger RNA, 696 nt
Organism: Camellia sinensis
Lineage: Eukaryota; Viridiplantae; Streptophyta; Magnoliopsida; Ericales; Theaceae
Source: RefSeq, a predicted model, not a curated record
AUGGCUGGCCAUCGAUGCAAUGACGCCUUGAUGUGUCUCAUAUUCCUGGCAAGUUUGGGAGAACUGGGCCUGAAGCGGUUCAAAAGACUUCUGGAGGGGAGCAUCAAGGGGUGGCAACAACUAGCAGAGGCCUUCGUCACCAGAUUCAAAACCAACACUCGAACACUGAAGGAGGUCAACUAUCUCCUGAGCGUCAAGAUGGAAUCAGGAGGUCCUUUGAAGCGGAUCAACGAACAUAUCCGAGUAGAAGAUAAUGCCGCCACCGCAACCGAAAAGGCAAAUCCGGUCGCGGCGGACGGAAGAGUGGCAGGGAAGGUUCACUCGGUGGGACAGGAGGACAACCGCCCAAAUGACCGAGCUAGAGACCAACAUCGUGGUUCAAACUGCAAUGAUAGGAACAAGAGUCGUAGAAACGACCGUACUAACGCUCCCCGUAAUGAAGAGGAAGAUGCCAAGAGAAAGUUGAAAGCACGAAUCGGCAUCGCUACUGUCUUUAAAAUCCCAAUUUACCGCAUCCUAAGUGAAAUCCGAGGUGAACCCUAUGUCCGUUGGCCGGCCAAAUUGGGAGACAUACAGAGGGGUUUCAACUCGAGGUAUCGCUGCACCUUCUAUGAAGAAAGGGGGCACCGAAUGAAGGACUGUGUGCCGCUCAAACAACAUUUGAAGGAGCUGGUGGCGGCCGGGCAUCUAGACUAG